AAUCAUUUCUCUAAAUAUUUUCAACUACUUUGUAGUACCCCCCACCCCCUCCCCACCUCGAUUCCUUUUUUUCCAUUUCUCUGCCGCACUAAUCGUCUCUUUUCAGGGUCAAAUAAUCACAGAAGACAAGGGUUUCAAUUCCACUCACUUGGAUCGGCGAUGGCUUCCUCUUCAGAUCGCGAGACCGCCGUCUACAUCGCUAAGCUCGCCGAGCAAGCCGAGCGCUACGACGAGAUGGUGGAUGCUAUGAAAAAGGUGGCCAAGAUGGAUGUGGAAUUGACAGUAGAGGAGAGGAACUUGCUAUCAGUUGGGUACAAGAAUGUGAUUGGCUCUCGAAGGGCUUCAUGGAGAAUCCUGUCAUCAAUUGAACAGAAAGAGGAGUCCAGGGGGAAUGAGCAGAAUGCUAAGCGGAUCAAGGAGUACAGGCAGAAAGUGGAGGCGGAGCUCACUGAUAUAUGCAGCGACAUCAUGACUGUUAUUGAUGAACAUCUAAUUCCCUCAUGCACAGCUGGAGAAUCUACCGUGUUUUACUACAAGAUGAAAGGGGAUUAUUAUCGGUAUCUUGCUGAGUUCAAGACUGGUAAUGAUAGAAAAGAGGUUGCUGAUCAGUCACUGAAAGCAUAUGAGUUGGCUACCACCACUGCUGAGGCAGAGCUACCUCCAACACAUCCCAUCCGCUUGGGAUUGGCUUUGAAUUUUUCAGUGUUCUACUAUGAAAUUUUGAACUCCCCCGAAAGGGCAUGUCACCUUGCCAAGCAAGCUUUUGAUGAAGCUAUUUCUGAGCUUGAUACCUUGAAUGAGGAGUCAUACAAAGAUAGCACAUUGAUUAUGCAGCUUCUGAGGGACAAUCUCACACUUUGGACCUCUGACAUUCCUGAGGAUGCUGAUGAUGCUCAAAAACUGGAUGGUGCCAACAAAGCUGGAGGCGAUGGUGCUGAGUGAUGUGCUUCGGGAAGCAUCUGGCCAGCAAUAUCCGAAGAGAGAAUGAUAAUUUGGGCCAGGGGAUGGUUGUUUUGGUUACAGCAUAUGCUUGACUUGUCGUCGUCAUUGUGUCUUAUGGAUGAUGUUUUACUCCUUAUGGUCGGUGUUGUCCUGUUGUUUAUAUUAGAUAUGUUUGUGCUUUCCCCUUGCCUGGUGGAUUUGUUGUGGCCAAUAGGUGGUUUGAUUUUUAGUGACUACCUUAGCCUAGAUGAAAGAUUUGUGUUUCUUUCUUUUGCAUUGAUCUAUUCUCGACUAUUGCUGGACUUGACCUGUGUGGAUUAGAUUUGUCUGGUGUCAAAUGCUUGAGUUUUCAUCUUUAA
Molecule: messenger RNA, 1301 nt
Organism: Andrographis paniculata
Lineage: Eukaryota; Viridiplantae; Streptophyta; Magnoliopsida; Lamiales; Acanthaceae
Product: 14-3-3 protein 9
Exons: 7
Coding region: 160-942 (260 amino acids)
Biological process (GO): signal transduction
Cellular component (GO): cytoplasm
Source: RefSeq, a predicted model, not a curated record